AUGGGAUUCGCAAAGGGACUGCCGAACUGGGCCGCGCUGAAGGACUACAAGCGGCGCCAGGCUUUCGCAGCCAACGAGACCUUGCGCCAGGCGCUCAAGUACCUCACACAGAACACGACGCUCGACUAUCGGACACGCGUGGCUGCGAUGCACAAGCUGGCUGCGAUGCCCGCUUACACCCGCCCGACGGAGAUUAGGAACCGGUGUAUCCUCUCGGGUCGAGGACGGGGAGCGAUCGCGAGCAAGGAGUUUGGUCUCGCUCGUCACCGCUUCAAGCUUGCGGCGGAGCGGGGAGAGCUGCCUGGUGUCGAGCGCGCGAGUUGGUGA
Rhodotorula toruloides NP11 is the source of this 327-nucleotide messenger RNA. RefSeq names its product mitochondrial 40S ribosomal protein MRP2. Lineage: Eukaryota; Fungi; Basidiomycota; Microbotryomycetes; Sporidiobolales; Sporidiobolaceae. The record is from RefSeq and is a predicted model, not a curated record. Gene Ontology annotation, biological process: translation. The transcript is spliced from 4 exons. Bases 1 to 327 code for a protein of 108 amino acids. Gene Ontology annotation, molecular function: structural constituent of ribosome. Gene Ontology annotation, cellular component: ribosome; mitochondrial small ribosomal subunit.